Molecule: messenger RNA, 201 nt
Organism: Bipolaris oryzae ATCC 44560
Lineage: Eukaryota; Fungi; Ascomycota; Dothideomycetes; Pleosporales; Pleosporaceae
Exons: 1
Coding region: 1-201 (66 amino acids)
Source: RefSeq, a predicted model, not a curated record
AUGGCAGAGUCCCUACCACCACAACCAACCCACCACGCAUCUUGGGAACAUGCAUGGCUUCGGCAUGUACAACAGAUCGGCAUGGCCACAUUUGUCUUCAAUUGGAGACACUUUUUUUUGCUCAGCUAUCGUGACCCACGGACAUGUCUCAACUAUCCAAGUCCAGCCCUCUCUGCUCGAUUGGCCAAUCUUUUGCCAUGA